Molecule: messenger RNA, 1149 nt
Organism: Anopheles aquasalis
Lineage: Eukaryota; Metazoa; Arthropoda; Insecta; Diptera; Culicidae
Product: odorant receptor Or2-like
Biological process (GO): sensory perception of smell; detection of chemical stimulus involved in sensory perception of smell
Cellular component (GO): plasma membrane
Molecular function (GO): odorant binding; olfactory receptor activity
Source: RefSeq, a predicted model, not a curated record
CUGAAGGUCUCCCCGACGAUGGAAGUGCUGGAGUGCCCACUGCUUUCGGUGAAUGUACGCGUUUGGCGCUUCUGGUCGUUCGUGCUGGUGCACAAUUGGCGCCGGUACGUCAGCAUCAUCCCCGUGACGCUGCUGAACGUGUUCAUGUUCGCGGAUCUGUACCGCGCCUGGGGCAACAUCGAGGAGGUCAUCAUCAACGCCUACUUUGCGGUGCUCUACUUCAACGCCGUGCUACGCACCCUAAUUCUCGUGUACCAGCGGCAGAAGUAUGAAGUGUUUCUGGCCAGUGCAGCGACCGUGUAUCAGGAGAUUUGCCAAAUCAAGGAUGACGUUAUCAGGAAGCUGGUUGAGGAUUAUACGCGCCGUGCCAGGAUCCUGUCCAUCUCGAACCUUGCGCUCGGUGCCUUCAUCAGUGGGUGCUUCGUGGUGUAUCCACUGUUUACCGGUCAGCGCAGCCUACCGUACGGAAUGUUCAUCCCGGGAGUGAGCAACUUUGAGUCGCCCCAGUACGAGAUCUUCUACAUUACGCAGCUGGUGUUGACUUUUCCCGGUUGCUGCAUGUACAUUCCGUACACGAGUUUCUUCGCCACGAGCACACUGUUUGGGUUGGUGCAAAUCAAAACACUUCAGCAUCAGCUGCGUACCUUUCGUAGCACGGGAAGCAAGUUAGCUCGCCGGACGCCGGCCCUCGAUCGGCAACUGAAGCAGUUUAUUGAAGAUCAUAAGCGGAUCAUACGCUACGUCCAGGAUCUAAACGGACUGGUGACCUACAUCUGUCUGAUCGAGUUUCUGUCCUUUGGUUUGAUGCUAUGCGCGCUACUUUUUCUGCUGAACAUCAUUAGUGUGAUGGCACAGAUAGUGAUCGUUGGGGCGUACAUCUUUAUGAUACUGACGCAGAUAUUCGCUUUCUACUGGCACUCGAAUGAGGUGCGGGAGGAGAGCAUGGCCAUCGCGACGGCGGCCUACAGUGGUCCUUGGCUCGAGGUGGACAAUUCGAUCAAAAAGAAGCUUCUUCUCAUCACCAUACGUGCCCAGCGGCCAUUGGAGCUCACCGUGGGCAACGUCUAUCCGAUGACGCUGGAGAUGUUUCAAUCGCUACUGAACGCAUCCUACUCCUACUUUACGCUUCUCCGGAGAGUUUACAACUGA